Molecule: messenger RNA, 3260 nt
Organism: Saccostrea echinata
Lineage: Eukaryota; Metazoa; Mollusca; Bivalvia; Ostreida; Ostreidae
Product: zonadhesin-like
Exons: 18
Coding region: 75-3035 (986 amino acids)
Cellular component (GO): extracellular matrix
Source: RefSeq, a predicted model, not a curated record
CAAAUGGGUUCCUUUUUUGGAGACUUAAUUGGAAAAGAAAGCCUAACAAUAAAGGCACGAUCACAAGACAAGAUAUGCUUGGCUGCUACGAAGACUCGAGGAGCAGGGUCCUUAGUGGAGGACGGACAUGGGGCAAUCACAUGACAGUUGGCCACUGUAGACGAAGAUGUGAGAAAGAGAGAACUCGAUUUUACGGACUUGAGGCUGGCAAUGAAUGUUUCUGUGGGAAUUCCAUGCGCUACAAAAACAAAAAACCAUUAAGUGACUGCAAGAUGAAAUGUAAAGGAAAUCAUGAGGCUUGUGGGGGUGCCUGGAGGGUCCUGAUUUACAGAAACCGAAAAUAUCGCAGCUCAAACUUUGUUCGAAAGACAGGACUCGUGGGAUGUUAUAAAGAUGGCUGGUAUAGGACUCUAGGCGGCUCGUAUAGACGGAGUAGCUACAUGACUGUCAAUAGAUGUAUAGCUAUUUGUAAACGCAAGAGGAAUUGCUACGCCGGGGUUGAGUAUGGGGUGGAAUGUUUCUGUGGAAAUUCUCUUCGCCGGAGGCAGAAAGUUGCCAACUCGCAGUGUAAAAUGCCUUGUAGUGGCUACAGAAAGGAAGGAUGUGGUGGGAGAUGGCGGAUUGCUAUUUACAGGACAAACGUUAAAAGAGGAAAUAAUUGUGGACGGCAUAGGAAAUGUCAUUCAAAUGCAAGAUGCGUAAAUGGAGAAUGUCGAUGUAACAAGGGAUACACGGGAGACGGCGUGAAAAGAUGUUAUCAAACCUGUACCUGUUCAGCAUCAGGAGAUCCUCACUAUAGAACAUACGACGGCCAGAUGAUUCACUUCAUGGGCAUCUGUAAAUACACCUUAACUAAAGUCAAAAACAGCCGCUCUAACAUCUUUAACGUGGAAGUCAAGAACGAAUAUCACGGCAGAUCUCGUCAUGUAUCUUAUACAAGGCUGGUGGACGUCAAAUUGGGAAAAAACACCAUUCGUCUGCACAAAAAGCACCAAGUAUAUCUUAAUGGAAUAAGAAUAUACCUACCUUACACAAGACGCGGUGAGUUUAGAAUUUUUAGGAGCGGUAACAAAGUCAAGGUUAUAGCCAGUACUAACGAUGGAGACGGCGUGGUCACGUGGGAUGGCUGGAGCUCGGUCACAGUGACUGUUCCAAAAAAUCUCGGACGUCGUAUGAUAGGACUUUGUGGGGACUGUAACGGGAAAAAAGACGAUUUCCGUACAAAAUACGGUAAAGAUGUGUCCAGAGACUCCCAAAAAUUCGUCAAGAUUGGCAAUAGUUACACUGUGAAGGACGAUACUGACCAAAUUCAUCAGAGUUGUAAGGUGCAUGAAGUAUCAAAUAAAUGCACACCAGAACUGCGAAAGAAAGCCAUGGAUAGCAAAGUUUGUGGCUUUCUUAAUUCAGAGAAGAAAGACCAAAGUCCAUUCAGAGAUUGUUUAGCUGAGAGUCCAACGACGAGUAAAGAAAUGUUUGAGAACUGUGUGUUUGAUUUCUGUACAUAUUACUCGGAAGUCUCUCAGCGGAAGAAAGCUAUCUGCCAGAGUGUGAGCGGUUAUGCGGAAUAUUGUGCUGACUUGGGAAUUUCUGCUAAAUGGAGAACUAAUGAUUUCUGUCCAUUUCCCUGCGGUGAAAAUAUGGUGUAUGAUACUGAGAUGAGUGGUUGUCCGGCCUCCUGUGUGGAUCCAGACUCUGAAAAAGAUUGUGACCAACCUCCGACAGAAGGAUGUCGUUGUAAGGAUGGUUUCAUCCUGAGUGAUAACAAAUGUGUAGAGAAAUCAAAGUGCGGAUGUAAAGGAGCGGAUUCUAAAUAUUAUCCCUUGGGGACAACAUUUACCUCCUCGGAUUGUACGACCGUGCAGCAAUGUAAAGUUGAGGGCGGCAGUGUAGGGUUUAAGACUAUUCUUACAAAACCAAAGUGCGGACAACACCAGGCAUGUUCAGUGCUCAAUGGAUCUCCGACAUGUGUGUGUCAGAAAGGAUACAUCUCCGAUGGGAGAGAUGGCUGCUUAGAGGAAAGUCCCAAGUGCAAUAACAAGAAAACAGACCUCAAAUGUGAGUCUUCCAGUGGGAAUAAAGUUGUGUGUACUGUUCCAAAGGCAAAAACCGUGCUUCAUGUUAGAUCCACUGCAGCAGACUGCAAGUAUGGAUCUACAUAUGGAAUAUCUGGGGAUGGCAUUUGGGUGUCGCUUACAUGUAAAGGGACCUUCUCUGUCUGCUACCUUCCAGUACCGCCUCCGCCAGGAACAGAAUGUCUUGCUCACGAUGAUCCCCAUGGAAAGAAGUACCAAGGCACCGUGUCAUCUACAGAGUUGGGUUACACUUGUCAGAAAUGGUCCUCUCAGUCGCCACACGCGCAUUCUUUACUUAAAACCUUAGACAACAACCACUGUAGAAAUCCGGAUAAUGAGAAAGCGGCCUGGUGCUACACAACUGAUCCCAAAAAGCGAUGGGACUACUGUCAUAUUCCUGUCUGCCCGGGUGUAAAACCAAACAUCAAUGUUGAUGAAUGUCUCGAUGCUGGCGAUCCAAAAGGAUUGAAAUAUGGUGGUUACAGAAACACAACAAAAUCAGGCAAAACAUGCCAGGACUGGGGACGACAGAGACCCCACAGUCAUUCUUUCAAGAAAUUAGCGGAUCAAAGCAACUUUUGCAGAAAUCCCGAUAACGAGGCUGCUCCUUGGUGCUACACAACAUCCAGCGCCACUCGGUGGGAAUUCUGUAGUAUUCCAGAUUGUGGCGAAUGUGACAUCAAGCAAGAGAGGAGUUUGCAGUGUGAAAUCGUUUACAAGGUGACCGGCAAGUGUUACUUUGCCUCAAGUGCUCUCAGCAAAUGCAAGUUCACCGUGCGUUUGAACGAAUACAGAAGUGGCGAGUCGGAAGCAAGGAUACUGAAGGAUGGCAAAGCACACAUUCUCCGCGCAGGAGAUACCCAUAAGAGCUGUGCCUCGUUCGAGAUGCGCUCCAACACGCUGUACGUGGUAGAGAAGCUUUGCGAGGAGAAGUGUACAAAACCUCCAGUUAUUGUGAAUUAGGAGGCAAUGAACUAGUGUUAUUAUUUUUCGUAAUCUGUUAUUAUCAUAAUUUUACCUUUCUUUAUGAAAUGUCAAUUAUUAUUCAAAUUAAACUGAAUUCAGCAAAGCUAGUUAAUCUUACUUACUCUAAAGAGGAAAAAAUGCAGGAUAACAUAAAACUGCAUUGCCAAAAAUUAUGAAAAUUGGUCAGAGAAGUAUCUAAGUAAUUAUGCUACAGAAGCGUAU